AAUGAAUCAAACUCCAUUGAAUGUCUAAGCUUUCUUGCCAAGUGCACAAACAAAAAAAAAAGAAGUCCAGAACAGAGAGUAGAGAUUCGUGCGUGAAACCGGUAAAAGGAAGAUGCGUUACAAAUCGAAGCUUGCAAGAGUAUGAAUCCUUCUACUUCAAGUAAUUCUGACAUGACACUCUAUUCUAACCAAUCUCUGUGGCCACAACUAAGCAGAGACGAAACAGAUUAAGGAUAUUUAAUAAGCAUCAUCUAACAAAGGGGCCAAGCUAUUAAGUACAAGAGCGACAUCUGUUUUGAGCCAGAAUCCCACAACAAAACAAAAAAAAGUUGGAAACAACUUGUGGAAAAGCAUGCUGCGAAACAGAGUUCUUGCGUUCUUGCUCCUCGCAGCUCAGCUCUUGGAGCAGAUACCUGGAACGGGUGCGAAAGUUCCUGCGCUUAUCGUAUUUGGGGAUUCAACUGUGGAUUCAGGCAACAACAACCAGAUUUCCACGGUUCUAAAGAGUAACUUCCAGCCGUAUGGCCGGGAUUACUUUGACGGCAAAGCGACAGGGAGAUUCUCAAAUGGUCGGAUCGCUCCAGAUUUCAUUUCCGAAGGCUUAGGACUCAAGAACGCGGUCCCUGCGUACCUAGAUCCAGCAUACGACAUCACAGACUUUGCCACUGGUGUCUGUUUCGCUUCAGCUGGAACCGGCUUAGACAAUGCAACCUCUGCUGUGUUAUCUGUGAUGCCGCUUUGGAAGGAAGUGGAGUACUACAAAGAAUACCAAACAAGGCUAAGAAGCUACUUGGGUGAAGAGAAAGCUAGUGAGGUUAUUGGGGAAGCACUUUACCUGAUUAGCAUCGGAACCAACGAUUUCCUGGAGAAUUACUAUCUUGUUCCCCGCAAGUUAAGGCAGUACUCUGUUGAUGAGUACCAGAACUUCUUGAUAAGAAUCGCUGGAGAUUUCUUGACAGAUAUAUACAGACUCGGAGCUCGUAAGAUGUCUUUCUCGGGACUCACUCCUUUUGGAUGCUUGCCCUUGGAAAGAACAACACAGAUCUUUUAUGGAAGCAAAUGUAUCGAAGAAUACAACAUUGUGGCUAGAGACUUCAACGCUAAAAUGGAUGAGAAAGUCUCCAGGUUGAACAGAGACCUGAACGGACUCCAGCUGGUGUUUUCAAAUCCGUAUGAUCUUGUUUCGGAUAUCAUAAACCAUCCUGAAACAUUCGGUUUCGAAAAUGUAAGGAGUGCAUGCUGCGGAACGGGAUACUAUGAGAUGAGCUACUUGUGUGAUAAAAUGAACCCUUUCACAUGUUCUGAUGCAAGCAAAUAUGUGUUUUGGGACUCAUUUCACCCAACGGAGAAGACAAGCGGCAUCGUAGCAAGCUAUGUUCUGAAGCACGACUUAUCUCGGUUUCAGUGAUAAAUAAGAAGAAUUUAUCAUAUAAUCAUAACCCCAAGUAGAAUAUGUUUACAUACUACAUUCUUUCUUCUACCCUUUUCUGUAUUUGUUGACAAUAUAUCUGUAACCAAUGUCCAGUCCAGUUUCUUGUAAAAGAACCAUUUUUUUUCUUAGUUCAUGUUCAUAUAACUACUUAAAAAUGAUAAUGUGAUGUUAUAAAGAUGGAUGAGAUCAAAGUGAAAGAAAUUUGCACAAAUGGAGUUGAAUUGCCAGGGAGUAACAUAUCUCAAUUGGUACCACCAUCACAUCCCAUAAGACAGAAGAAAUGAAAUCUCCAACAUUUAACAAUUAAGUGACAAGGUGAAGCAGAGAGUAUCUGGAAAAACUUCAAAUCAGGUUCAGAUCGAGUUUAGGAUUAUGUACCAGUACAA
Molecule: messenger RNA, 1818 nt
Organism: Thlaspi arvense
Lineage: Eukaryota; Viridiplantae; Streptophyta; Magnoliopsida; Brassicales; Brassicaceae
Source: the annotation of a GenBank genome assembly